GUAAAGACAAUGUAUAUAGAUCAAACUUUGAAGUUUAAUGUUGAAUUCGGUGGGACAAAUGCCUUUAUUGAGCUCCCAAGGGAAGAUAUUGUAGACUUGUGUAUGGGUACAAAAGAAUUAGGGAUCAGUAUUUUACAAGUGUGGCUUAUAUAUCUUCAUCGUCGUUGUAUGGAAUUGGGCAACAAUAACGUUUAUGGAUUUAUUGAUCCGCAAUUCACUCAUAGUCAAAAUGAGCGUGGUAGUGUUCAGUCCUACAUACAAAAGAACAUGUGUGAUGAUAAAAAAGAAUGUUACAUUGCUCCUUAUUUAAACAAUCAUCAUUGGCAAUUGCUCAUUAUUAAUCCUACGAAGCUUGAAGUAGUCUUUCUAUGUUCAUUGGGAAAGAAGCCGGAUAAAAAAAUCUGUGACAUAGUUGAAACAGCUUUGGGAGCUUAUAAUAAGUUACAACGUGCGAGAAAGCAAAAGAAAGUAGAAUGGUUCUUUCCCACCAGUCAAAAGCAACAAGCUAGUUAUGAGUGUGGCUAUUACAUCAUGAUUCACAUGUUGAACAUUAUAUCUGCUACUAUUGUUUGUUCAUGGACACAGAUAUUUCGGGAUUCAAAGCCAUUUCAAAAAGAUGAAGUUAAAAAUGUUCAAGAACGCUGUGGAAACAUGAUAUUGGAACAUAUUGAAGUAAGUGCGGACAAUGAUAUGAAUUAGGGUGCAAUUAUGUGUUGGAUGUUGGCUAUAGUCAUUAAGGUUCCUACUUUUGAUUGUAUUUUGAUAAGUACGUUGUUGUUUCACCCAAGUAGUUACUCUUGUUUAUGUUUUUUUUAUAAGACUAGUGUUAUAUCUGUUGAGUUUGCAUUUUAGUGCAAAGCGCAAUGUACCUAUUUUGAUUACAAUGAUGUUUUAAUUUUAUAUGACAAUAUUUUCUUCUA
This is a messenger RNA of Trifolium pratense (red clover), 920 nucleotides long. RefSeq lists its product as uncharacterized. Gene Ontology annotation, molecular function: cysteine-type peptidase activity. The coding region runs from base 10 to 699 and encodes 229 amino acids. Gene Ontology annotation, biological process: proteolysis. The record is from RefSeq and is a predicted model, not a curated record. NCBI's taxonomy places the organism in Eukaryota, Viridiplantae, Streptophyta, Magnoliopsida, Fabales, Fabaceae. The transcript is spliced from 6 exons.